UUGAGAACACAUUUACGAUUAACCCAGCGUCAGCGACAGCAGACGUUUGAAGCCCAGGUGACAAAAAAAUUCGUCGCUUCUCCCUAGCUGAAGAAUCCAAGCUCCUCAGACAAAUGAACAGCGGCACCGGGUUUUCUUUUGGGUCGCCCGCUUUUGGGACGUCUGUCUUAGCUUCCACUCCGAGUGAGAGCAAUCCAGAAACUCAGAAGCAGUUUUCCCCUCCAGGUCAAAUCCCGCAAUGGAGGGAGGUAGAGUGGACUGAAGAGCAACGGGAAGACUUGAUGGCAAGCGUCUGCUCCUACAGCCCAAGUUAUGAGUUUGUGACUCAGGCUCGGGUUCUCUUGCUGGGUCCUGUUGCAUCUGGGAAAUCCAGCUUCAUCAGUUCAGUCCAGUCUGUCCUCAAUGGAAGAGUGACCAACCGUGCCAUGGUGGGCACGUCCCCAUCAAGCUUCACCAAGAAGCUACAGUCCUUCAACCUCCUGGGGCCCCCUGAUGACAAACCCACAGGUCUGGUGCUUUGUGAUAUGAUGGGACUGGAGAGUGAGGUCAGCAGGCUUUCCUUUCACGACAUCCUGUCAGUCAUUAAAGGCCACGUUCCAGAGGGACACAAGUUCACUCAACACACAGCAAUCACAUCAGAGACCCCUGGUUACAUCAAGAAUCCCAGCCUCCAAGAAAAGAUUCACUGUGUGGCCUUUGUGGUGGACGCCUCCCAGUUGAUGACGUACCCCAAAAGUCUCAGUGCUGCUUUUGCUGAGCUAAGAGAACACAUCAGUGACCUGGGUGUUCAUCAGGUGGCGCUGCUGACCAAUGUUGACAAAGUCUGCGUUGAAACAGCCAAAGACACGUCCCUGGUCUACAAAAGUUCCAUCAUUCGUGACACAAUGCGCAGAGCUGGAACUCUUCUGGGCAUGUCCACCUCUUACAUUGUGCCUGUGAAGAACUACUUCUCAGAGUUGUCCACUAGCCUGAACACCGACAUACUUCUGCUGAAAGCAGUGGACCACAUCCUGCAGUACGUGGAGCUUUAUCUCAAGGACAACUGUGUGAGAAAGCAGGAGGCCAACACUGUUGGGGAAAAAAAGUUUUUGUUUUAAAGUCUAUGACACGCCCACAUUCCAAAUGUAUCUACAAAAUUGAUCACUUCAAUAAAAACUCUCCAUUAACACCUGUGUUCAGAUGGUUUAAUGUUUAUUGACGAGACAAUAAUGCAAUGGUUCUUCAAUAGAUCAGGAGGAUCAGGGUCGGCACUUUUGCUGCUGACUGAGGCAGAGUUGCAAAAUCAACCAUACAACAAAGUAUCAACUGACCAAUAUUACAAAUGCAUUCUGUAAAUAAAUGAGUCGCUGAAAGAGACUGCUGCAUGUGCAUCGCAAGUGUUGAAUAAACAUUGAAAUGCUGAAUCGCGUAAACUAUGGAUCUGAAAUGCCGCAUAGUUCCAAGAUUGGGAAACAUAGACCUUGUCUAACGGCUAUUUUGUGAACCAUUUUUUUCACCUUACACUCGGGGAUCUCAAACAGAUUGGUAUCCAUGUGGUUGAGGAAAAAAAAAUUGCUCAAGGUUUGUCCACAGAUGCAGUACAAGUGUGUGGAACCCAGCUUGGUGGAGCUGUAGGUGCAGAACAAAGCUAAGGGUCGCAAGUGCAAAUUCAAUACCCUGUGUUUAGAAGUCUAUUUUGAAUGCAUUUUAUAACUAACUGUGGCGUCUUUGACUGAAAUAAAAAGAUGAGCCGUCUCUCCAACUGAUGUUCACCUCUGCUUUAAUUGCCGUCGAACACUGAAGGUGAAUCACCGUAAGAGCUGAAACAAACGGAUAAACGGAAAAUAUUUGACACGUAUUUAAUGAGCCCCAUACCGUUAGCAAAGUUCGCUAUGCUUGUCAAGUCGAAAGCCAAACACACUAAAGCAAAAAUAUUCCCCACAUGCUGUCCGUCUCAAUAAAAUAAAGACAAAAUAUAUCAAGUCACAGAGGAAACAUAUACAAACCUUGUGCCCUACUCAGUCAAACGCCAAAAUUAAAUUGCUUAACUCCGGUAACUUGCGUCAAGCUCAUAGUGUGGAUGAUUAGAAUACUUCCGGGAUAGCCUUUCAAAUUAAAAUAAUAAUUCUCACCGAAACAACAAACAUCGAACUCAGAACACCAUUUAUCUAACAUUAACUCUGUUACACUCCCACCAAUCAUGAGUGUAACUCUGAUUCACAUAAAGACACGAAUGAUUUACUUAAAUGCUUUCAGUCCACUUUAGAUGAUGGUCAUUAAUAUCCGUUAAACAUCACUUAUUAAGGAUAUGUCUCUAAAUAACAUUGUCAAUUAUGCAGUCUCCACCAGAAGGAUCAACUUAUGAACUGGUCGUUCCACAACUGAUAUCUUGCCAAAACGUUGUCCAUCUGGCCCAAUCUUCUGAUCAGCAACUUGUAUCUUCACUCUUCUUACGAGUCUGUACUUGUCCGUCACUGUCUGAACCACCUUUGACAAUUUCCAUUCACUUCGUGGAUGGUCCAGUGUCUUCUCCAAGACAAUGUCUCCUACACGAAGAUUCCUUCUUAUUUUGUACCAACGUUGACGUGUCGAGAUGUUGCUCAAAUAUUCCCCCUUCCAUCGACUCCAAAACUGUUCGGAGAGAAACUGAAUGCGACGCCAUCGCUUUCGAGCAUACAUGUCCUCUUUGAUGAACUUGCCAGGUGGAGGUAAAGCCACAGAUGAUUUCAUGGUGAUUAGAUGAUUAGGCGUUAGUGGUUCAAGGCUGUUUGGAUCACUGAGGUUUUCAACUGUGAGGGGGCUUCGUAGAAGAAGGUCCGCAGUGAACUAUCGUCUAAUCUGUUAGAUGAGAGCGAAAGUGUAGCACUGAGAACAUUUCUGACUGUUCGGAUUUGUCGCUCCCAUACACCUCCUGCGUGACUGGCAUGGGGAGCAUUCAUUUUAAAGUCACACUGUCUCUCCGCUAAAUAGGUAGCCAGUCUGUUGCAGUCAAGUUCCUUUAGAGCUUGAGUGAGUUCAUGCUUUGCGCCGACAAAAUUACUGCCAUGAUCACACCUUAUCUGACGCACAGUUCCUCUCAGAGCAAUAAAACAUCGAAGGGCGUUGAUGAAUGCAUCAGAUGACAUGUCCACCAACAUCUCAAUAUGGAUUUCACGAGAAUACAGGCAAGUAAAUAAGAGUCCAUAUCUCUUGUUUGUCUUUCGUCCUUGUUUCGUGAGAAAUGGACCAAAGCAGUCCAUUCCACAGUAUGUGAAUGGUGGUGAAGGAUCCGAACGUUCAGAUGGUAAAUCAGCCAUUCUCUGCUCUUCUGUGCUUCCUCUUAGCUUUCGACAUGUGACGCAGUGAUGAAUUAGUGAUGCGACCGUUCCGUUAAGACCUGGAAUCCAAUACCCGUUGGCUCUGAUCUCGUUCAUUGUCAUGCCUUUUCCUUGAUGCUUGAUCGUCGAGUGAUAAUGAGCAAUGAUCAGCUUGGUGAUGUGGUGAUUCUUUGGAAGCAAAGUUGGAUGCUUUUGAAAUGUUGGGAGAGAUGAAUUUCUAAGUCGUCCUCCCACCUUGAGUAUUCCGUCCUGA
This is a messenger RNA of Synchiropus splendidus (mandarinfish), 3549 nucleotides long. Its product is annotated as interferon-induced protein 44-like. The transcript is spliced from 9 exons. Lineage: Eukaryota; Metazoa; Chordata; Actinopteri; Syngnathiformes; Callionymidae. The record is from RefSeq and is a predicted model, not a curated record. The coding region runs from base 114 to 1097 and encodes 327 amino acids.